Molecule: messenger RNA, 567 nt
Organism: Trematosphaeria pertusa
Lineage: Eukaryota; Fungi; Ascomycota; Dothideomycetes; Pleosporales; Trematosphaeriaceae
Exons: 3
Source: RefSeq, a predicted model, not a curated record
CCGCGCGGCGUUCUCCUACCGCCGUUCUUCCUUCCGCACCCGGAGGACCUCGCGACGCUGGGGGUUCCCUUGCCCUCCUCGACUACCGCCGUGGAGCGCCGCGACGUUCGUCCCCGCCCAGCUCCCUUGCCCUCCUCGACUACGACUACCGCUGCCGAGCGCCGCGCCGUUCGAAUCGUUCAUAGAAAGAAGGAGAACGGCGGCAGAGGCUCCACCCCAGAGGCGCGGGCAGACAGACCUGCUGCCCGCCGUUCUCCUACCGCCGUUCUUCCUGCCGCACCCGAAGCACCUCGCGCUCUGGGGGCUCCCUUACCCUCCUCGACUACGACUACCGCCGCCGAGCGCCGCGCCGUUCGAGUCGUUCAUAGAAAGAAGGAGAACGGCGGCAGAGGCUCCACCCCAGAGGCGCGCGCGGGCAGACAGACCUGCUGCCCGCCGUUCUCCUACCGCCGUUCUUCCUUCCGCACCCGAAGGACCUCGCGCGCUGGGGGCUCCCUUGCCCUCCUCAACUCUACCGCCGUGGAGCGCCGCGCCGUUCGUCCCCGCCCAGCUCCCGCCGCCUUCUGA